AUGUCGACUCCCACCGCCUACGUCACUCUACCGGAAGUGUUUGACUCCACCGCGGACCGACUGCCCACCAAGACAGCCGCUGUGGUUUACCAGAGCAGGCAGCAGAGAGAAUGUCUGACUUUUGCCGAACUUCAGAAACAGUCCAAAACACUGGCUGCAUCACUUUUGCAACGUGGGUAUACAUUUGGGUAUCGUGUGGCUUUUUUCGCGCCAAACUGCAUUGAAUAUUUUUCUGUUCAACUGGCAUUGAGUCGCAUUGGCUGCAACACGUUUCUUCUCAGCAACUUGGCCACCCUUGAAGAUGACGUUUGGCAAUACAAAUGCCGUGCUCUGAUAAUGUACAUAAGAACCGACGAAGAGGUGGAUGUAUGCAGAAAGAUACUCGCCCGAAGAUCACGUGAGACCUUGCAUAAAGACGUCAUCAUCUUUGGUCCAAAAAGUGACGUCAUCACCUCUGGUCCAAAAUAUGAGGUCACCACGGAGGGUACCGUGACCCUCAGCAACGUCUUUUCAGCAGGAGAGGGACAGAACUGGGAGGACCUCGUGGCAAAAAUGGGAUGGAUGGCACCAAACCCGGAGGACCCACUUUGGGUCUUAUUUACGUCUGGUUCCACUGGUAAACCCAAGGGAGUCCAGUACACCCAUACCAAGUAUCUACACCAGUGUCCCUUCCUUGCCAUGGCAAGUAUCGGGGACGACAGCUGUUUCUUCAACGACCGCCCUGUUACCUGGCUUGGCGGUAGCAUGACGUUGCUUAGUAUGGCAGCGUUUGGAGCGACAGGAGUGACAGUGAAUUCUGCUUUGGUGGUCGGUGGUGGAGACAUGGAUUUUGUCAUAGAAAUCCUUCAGCAGGAAAAGUGUUCGCAUACAUCAAUGAUGCAUUAUUUUAUGGUUGAUCUUUUCGCCCGUUUCGAUCCCUCGGUUCAUUCGGUGCCUUCUCUUCGGCACAUUCUUACAGGGGGUCAAAGAAUGAACCUGGAUGUCAUAAAGAAAAUACAAGGCCUGUUGACUAACGUGGAAGAUGUGGCAGAAUGUUACGGUACGGCCGAGGUGGGUUUGAUGGCGGGCACCCUAUGCAACCAGACUUACAAUGGCCAAGACGGGGAAGAAAUUUACGAAGGUACAGAAGUAAGAGUUUUGGACGAAAACCACCGAGACGUCCCUCGCGGAACCAGCGGCGAAAUAUGCGUGCGUUCGCCGACCAUCUACUCCAAUUGCUACGUGGACAACGAGAGGGCCUCUCGAGAAGCGUUUGAUGCAACUGGUUGGUUCUGUACUGGUGAUAUCGGUGUUAUGAACUUGACUGGCAGGAUAACAAUCAGCGGACGUAAAGAUGACAUGAUCAAACGAGCAACGCUUAAACUAUUUCCUGCAGAAAUCGAGGCAAUCCUCAAGCAGAACCAUGUCGUCAAAGAUGUCGUUGUCAUUGGCGCACCGGACGUCCGGCUGGGUGAGGAAAUUUGCGCUUGCGUCAUUCUCGAUGAAGUGUCGUCACUGGCUGACGUUAAAGAGUGGUGUAAAGAAAAGUUCUCCAUUGGACGUGACGGUUUAUCUCUUGCACCGGCUUACUAUGUUACUUUUUGCGAAUUUCCUACCACAAGUAAUGGGAAAACCAACCGAAAGUUGAUCAAGCAAACGGCUUUGGAAAAGCUGCAAUUAUAG
Molecule: messenger RNA, 1662 nt
Organism: Lingula anatina
Lineage: Eukaryota; Metazoa; Brachiopoda; Lingulata; Lingulida; Lingulidae
Product: medium-chain acyl-CoA ligase ACSF2, mitochondrial-like
Source: RefSeq, a predicted model, not a curated record